AUGGGUCGCGAAAGACAGAAGAAGAAGAACAGGUCUUCGAUUCCGAAAGCCAGGCCGAAAGACAACAGGACAAAAGCUGGCAAGAAGAGGGUAAAUUUUCUGGGCAACGAGACUAUCGCAAAGAAUUGGGACCGCAAACAGACUUUGUCGCAAAACUAUAAGCGACUGGGGUUGUCCUCCAGACUGAAUGCUGCGACAGGUGGGACAGAAAAGAAGGCAGGCAAGGACACACUCAACGCAGAACAUGUCAAAAGGGACUCCCUUGCCAUCGCCGGCCCAUUAACCGCCAAUCUCACACCUCAGGAAGUCCAAGUCGAGCGAGACCCGGAGACAGGUCGUAUUCUUAAGAUCAUUCGACCAGAGACGGGCGAGGCGAACGAUAAUCCACUCAACGACCCUUUGAACGAUAUUGUCGAUGUUGAAAAUGACAAACCGAGGUCACAGGCUGCCAAUGGCAUCGUGGCAGAACUGGAAGCGCAGGCUGCAGAAGAGGAAGAACUACUGGCAAAGAGGAAGCGACCACGACAGCAGAGCCAGCGGGAAGAAGAAUGGAUUGCCACGCUGGUGGAGAAGCACGGCGACGACGUCAAAGCCAUGGCCAGAGAUCGGAAGCUCAAUCCAAUGCAACAGACAGAAGGCGACAUCGCUCGCAGGCUCCGAAAGUGGAAGGCGAAUCACGGAGAUGUUACGACAUGA
Messenger RNA from Fonsecaea erecta, 696 nucleotides. RefSeq lists its product as hypothetical. Gene Ontology annotation, biological process: ribosomal large subunit biogenesis. Bases 1 to 696 code for a protein of 231 amino acids. Gene Ontology annotation, cellular component: nucleolus. Lineage: Eukaryota; Fungi; Ascomycota; Eurotiomycetes; Chaetothyriales; Herpotrichiellaceae. The transcript has 2 exons. The record is from RefSeq and is a predicted model, not a curated record.